Seriola aureovittata is the source of this 5223-nucleotide messenger RNA. It is a transcript of the gene map3k3, whose product is annotated as mitogen-activated protein kinase kinase kinase 3. The coding region runs from base 267 to 2120 and encodes 617 amino acids. Gene Ontology annotation, biological process: protein phosphorylation. The record is from RefSeq and is a predicted model, not a curated record. Lineage: Eukaryota; Metazoa; Chordata; Actinopteri; Carangiformes; Carangidae. Gene Ontology annotation, molecular function: ATP binding; protein kinase activity; protein binding. The transcript has 17 exons.
CCUGGGGGGGUCAGCCCCGCCAUGGUGGCCUCAAACACACACACACUCACCGGUGUGUCGGUCUGACUGAGGACACCGAUGGGCAUGAGCAACGGGUGGACCGACUGCGUCAUCUCUGCCGCGAGACACCGGUGACCGGAGUCGGCUCCCUGCGGGAUAAGCCUGGUCCUGUCCUUACCGAGGUCGUCAAGGCGACAGGCCGUGGCACAGCAGACACAAGUUUUCUGAAGACUGGCUUUGUAGACCACGUACGCAACGUCGCCACAAUGAAUGAGAGACAGGCUCUCCACUCCAUAAUGAAGGACCUGGUUGCCCUUCAGAUGACGCGGCGCCAGCCUGUGUUGUCAUAUGACAACAGCAAACCCAAGACACCGGCUCAGACCAACAGACAGGACGAUGUCAGGAUAAAGUUUGAGUUCUCGGGAGAGAGAAGGAUCCUGAUGUUCGGGCGGCCUGUGCAGUUCGAGGAAAUCCAGCAGAAAGUUAAGAGUGUCUUUGGGCAGCAGUUAGACCUGCAUUAUAUGAACAACGAGUUGUCCAUCCCUCUGCGAGGUCAGGACGACCUGGACAAGGCGAUCGACCUGCUGGACCGAAGCUCCAACAUGAAGAGUAUCAGGAUCCUGCUGCUCACUCAGGAGCACAGCAAUGCCUCCUCCCCCUCCCACCAUGCGCCAUGUAAACAGGUGAGGAUCAAGUCCUCCCAGUCCACAGGAGACGUCAGCACGGUGUACCAAGCCGCUGAGCCCAGAGGGCGCCACCUAUCAACCGGUUCUCAGAACACGGGGCGUAGCUCACCGCCUCCUGGCUAUGUGCCUGAGCGCCAGCAGAGGAUCGCCCGCCAAGGCUCUUACACCAGCAUAAACAGUGAGGGGGAGUUCAUCCCUGAGACCAGCGAUCAGUGUGUGCUGGAUCCCUGGAGCAGUGCAGAGAACUCAGUCUCUGGAAGUUGUCAGUCUCUGGACAGCAACUCAGACAGCCCCUCGCUGAGGAAGUCUCGCAUGCACAGAGCCAAAAGUUACCCUGAUAACCGUCAGGAGUGCUCAGACAGGGAGAAUCAUGUGUAUGACAGGGUAGCGGGAAAGGGAGGCACCUAUCCUCGUAGGUACCAUGUCUCCCUGCAUCAUAAGGACCACAGUGAAGGGCGUCGAACAUUUCCACGGAUCCGUCGCCCCCAGGGAAACCUGUUCACCCUCGUGCCUUCACGCCGGUCACUCAAUGGCAGCGAGGAGAGUCUGGGCAGCUGGCAGCUAGUCGACGCCCAGGGCAGGCUCCGCCCUCAGGAUCGCUCUGUUGCCCAUAAGUCUCCCAGCGCUCCAGUGACGUGGCGGCGCGGGAAGCUCCUGGGCCAGGGAGCGUUUGGACGGGUUUACCUGUGUUACGAUGUCGACACUGGGAGAGAGCUGGCUGCCAAGCAAGUCCACUUUGAUCCUGACAGUCCAGAGACCAGUAAGGAGGUCAGCGCUCUGGAGUGUGAAAUCCAGUUGCUGAAAAAUCUGCAUCACGAGCGCAUCGUUCAGUACUACGGCUGUCUGAGGGAUCACAAUGAGAAGACCCUCACUAUUUUCAUGGAGUACAUGCCGGGGGGAUCGGUCAAGGACCAGCUGAAAGCCUAUGGCGCCCUGACAGAAAAUGUGACCCGGAAGUACACGAGACAGAUCCUGGAGGGCAUGUCCUAUCUGCACAGCAACAUGAUCGUACACAGGGACAUCAAAGGUGCCAACAUCCUGCGGGAUUCAGCGGGCAACGUGAAGCUCGGAGAUUUCGGUGCCAGCAAGAGGCUUCAGACCAUCUGCAUGUCUGGCACCGGCAUCCGCUCGGUGACCGGCACCCCCUACUGGAUGAGCCCGGAGGUGAUCAGUGGCGAGGGCUACGGCAGGAAGGCUGAUGUCUGGAGCCUUGGUUGUACAGUGGUGGAGAUGCUGACAGAAAAGCCUCCCUGGGCUGAAUAUGAGGCCAUGGCAGCCAUAUUCAAGAUCGCCACCCAGCCCACAAACCCACUGUUACCCUCGCACACCUCUGACCAGGCACGGGACUUUAUCCGGUGCAUUUUUGUGGAGGCCAAACACAGGCCGAGUGCUGAGGAGCUGCUCAGACAUCCCUUCUCGCAGAUUCUGUGCUGAAACCUGCCUGGUUUCUGAACUUUAACCACAGAGCGGCACAGUAGCCUCAGCAGUAUCUGUAGCUUCCACAACAGAAGACCGGACGUCGAACUGGCCUGGAUGUCAGUGUUAAACCCACUGACCUUCAGCCACCGUGCAGAUGCUUCAAGGGAAGAGUCCGAGUCCACUCACACAAAUCCAAAGAAGCGACAGUUUGACAGCUGCAGUCAACGCAGUGCUUUGAAGACCAAUGCUCAUACAGCAGUCACCACCAGGGGGAAACAAAACACAGGUUAAGUAUCUGGUGGGGUGUUCAUCUCUGUCAGAUACAAACACAUAGAUGCGCCGCACUCCAGCAUCAUUGAGUCAGAGCUCAUGCACCGGUUGUGUCUUUAUAAAGUAUUAACUCCUGUGUUUACAUUCACUUGUUGGGCAGUUUUGAGAAAUGCCAGGAAGCUCCAAGUGUUUGACUUUUAAAUAUUUAGCUGAGCAACAUUUUAAAGCUACAGCAGGCCUAAAGCUCAAGUUUGCUCAGUGGAUGUUGAACUCCACUGGUGCACUACAGUGUUAAUUGGACAAGUUGUUCUCUCUCUUUUUUUCCCAACUUUGGCAACUUUUGCAACUUGCAACUACUUCCUGUUUCUGUUCCUGCUUUGGAACAAAGAAAACUCCACCCUUACAGUUGUAACUCUGUUAAAAGCUAUUUAAGCUACCUGAGAUGCACUUUGCAUCUCUGGCUGCAUGUGUGUGUAGUCUCAGUAAAACACAGAUGGAGUGAUAUCACGUGGAGUUACGUGUAGAGUAGCUACACUGGAGUUUAAUGGAAAAAAAUAAUGUUCAGCUAUAGAAAGCUUCAGUAGUGAAUGAGCUGAUUCAUGUUUUGGUUUCAUCCCCUCAGAAGACAAAGGACAUUGUUUAGCAAUCCAAGCCAAAAACACAAACUUCUCCACUGUCAGUGGUCUCAAUAGACCAUAAUGCACUGCAGCUGCUAGCUCCAGUCUGUGGCUCUCAUGUGUAGUCUUACCAUUACAGGUACAGAUCUAAGUAUUUGUUUCUUUGAAAGAUAAUUACAAAGCGAUCUUUGAAAAGCUCAGGUUGUGUUUGACAACACUUACCAGUGCUCUGAAGGUAUUUCAAGAAUUCUUCAAGAUUUUUUUUUUAACCAUCUGGAUGAAAAAAUAUUCUGUCUGGUGGAUGAUUAAAGAAAAAUAAGAGAGGGAGAUUUUUUAACACGCUUCUUAAGUUGCAACUGUUUUUCUUUUUCAGGUAACUAGAAAUGAUACACACACAUCCUCGCUCUUUUUGUACAACACAAGAAAAAUAUGAACACAUUAUGUAUAAAUUAGGAAAAGACAUGUCAUUUCCAUCCGUCAUCUUUCCUUUGGAUCAGAAAACAGUCGCAACCUGGAAAACAGGUUAAAAUCUUUGUAAUUGUGCAGCAAAGAUAAUAUUUUUUCCUGGCAAUUUUCAAAAAUUGCCAGCAAUUUAUUUUUCAGUGAAACAGGUGCUUCACACUGUGACUUGAAUGUAAUAGUAAUGAAUGAGAGGCACAAACUGGGGCUGUGCAGCUAUUAUACCUCUUCAUCUUUCUCCAAAGAAAAUAAAACUCUCUCCACUGUCACUAUCAUGAGUGCAGUUUUUCCUAAUAUGUUAAAGUAACCAGAUAAGUCUGGAGCUGCUUUAAUGCAUUUUGGAAAAGAAUCAGUGCAAUUCAGUACAGCAUAAAGCAUGAGGAUGUCAUGUAAUAGUAAGAGGAACUGAGUGUGGAUUUUUCCUCUUUAAAGUGACCUUCCUCUGUCUUGUUCGACCUGUUGCUUCAGUGUGACUUAUCCUUCUGCCUGCCAUCUUUCUCCUGCAGCUUCUCUGCAUCACAAGUGUUCUCAGCCUACAAAAUGCCAAAAAGGGACACAUAAAGGACUAUGGUAUGGACAUGGUAUCAGUUAUUUGUGAGAGGGAAGCAGACAGUGCUUUUUAUGGUCAGAAAAAAGUACAAAUUAAAGUCUUUAAUAUGUGACUUUUGUUGCCUUCGCCUAAGAUCAUACUGUCCAUGUGUGUCUCGCCCAAACAUCCCUGACGGAGAAGCCUUAAGGAUCAAUUUUGAAUCAGAUGCACUUUUAUGUGAAAUGAAUGUUUUGUUCUCUUUACCAAAUUUGAUUUAGUUUUUUGUUUUUUGUUUUUUGUUUUUUUACUUCAAAUGUGAAAAAAAAAGAAUUUGUUUCACUUUUAUUUAUAUCCCCAUGUCCAUUCCAAUUAGAUUUUAUAAGCAAAUAUAUAUGUAAAAAUAUAUUUUUUAUAUUUAGACUGUGUCAAAUCGAAUGAUACUUUCAGGACAUAGUGUCGUUAAAAGUAAAUUGUUGAAAGCAGCUGGUUUUGCAGACAUUACAGAAUUGGGGUUUAUAAAUGAAAAAUGGAUGGAAAACGAACUCUGGCGGCCUGGUUCUUGUUCCAGCUCAAAAAAAAAAAUUCCACGCAUCCUUAGCUAUACAUUUAGAUGACAGUAUUACCUGACAGGUUAUGGAAACUCUGCAUCAUUUGGCCAUAGAACUUUGAACAUCUAUGAGGUUUCAUGAAUGAAACCUUUAAAGGAUUAAUUUACAAAAGAAACUGCUGGGAAUAUUUUUGUGUGUGAUCUCAGUGCUAUUAAAACAUAAUUAAAGGGUGUGUGUGAGCCAAAGACGAGCAGGAGUGGAGCCAGUGCUGGAUGUCAGAGUUCGCUCUUCAACCCAGACGACGACUUUGUUUAUCCCAGGGUUCAGACAACGAGUCCAGUAUUAAAUGAUUUUCAGGGCGCAGGGCUUGCUGCUGCCUUAAUGCUAAUACAACAAUAUUUCUGUGGGCUGCUACACGCUAAAGGCAGCUAGAAUAUGUUCAGUGUGGAAAAAGAUGUGGUUCCAAGAAAAAGGGCCCUGGGAUAAGCAAAUGAAAUCAAACUAGUUGGUAGAAAUCUGUAUAUAUAAAUGUAUGAUUAUGUAUCAUGACAGGACUUGCAGUGCAAAGUCUAAUUGUAUCAGAUUUAUUUUACAGCAAAAAAAGAAUAGUAUGUUAAAUGACAGUGUGUGUAUAUAUAUAUAUAUAUUAUAUAUAUAUAUAUAUAUAUAUACACACACACACACACACACACACA